Molecule: messenger RNA, 261 nt
Organism: Staurois parvus
Lineage: Eukaryota; Metazoa; Chordata; Amphibia; Anura; Ranidae
Source: the annotation of a GenBank genome assembly
CUGUACUGUGUCCACAGUCUCUGGUCAUCUCCUGUACUGUGUCCGCAGUCUCUGGUCAUCUCCUGUACUGUGUCCGCAGUCUCUGGUUAUCUCCUGUACUGUGUACGCAGUCUCUGGUCAUCUCCUGUAUUGUGUCCGCAGUCUCUGGUCAUCUCCUGUACUGUGUCUGCAGUCUCUGGUCAUCUCCUGUACUGUGUCUGCAGUCUCCGGUCAUCUCGUGUACUGUCGCGUCUUAUGGAGCGAAAAAUUCAGUACUUAAAA